Rodentolepis nana is the source of this 1086-nucleotide messenger RNA. The record is from the annotation of a GenBank genome assembly. NCBI's taxonomy places the organism in Eukaryota, Metazoa, Platyhelminthes, Cestoda, Cyclophyllidea, Hymenolepididae.
AUGAUGGGGUCCGUUCGAAAUAAUGAGGAUAACUCCCUGUAUUUCUCUGCUGUUCAAGACAAGAUGUAUGAUUAUUACAAAGAAGGAAAGUUGGUGGAUGUUACGUGGAGAGUCGGUUCCAAGGAGGAAGAAGUGAACGCACAUUCUUCAGUUUGCGCCUUGUCUUAUCGUCUAAAAGAACUUCUUUUAGCACACCGUGGUGAUGGAAGUAAACGCAUCAUUCGAAUCCCUUCAAGUCUGACUAACUCAGCAGACGAACUGAAAUCACUGCUCUUUCUGGCAUACACGGGAAUGUUGGAAGAAAAUCGGUCAAUAGCCGAGUAUAUCGAACUGUGUGAAAGGUUUGAUAUGCCUAUAGGAUAUGCUGUGUGUUCUGGUGCUUUACGUGUACUUUUCAUGAGAACUCUUCUUCAGCCAAGUGUCAAUGUAGAAGAGCAGAAAACUCUCCAACGUAUUUUUGUUGAUGUCUUCGAGAAAACGACCUCCAUGGAAGUUCGCCAGACUAUGUUGGAUAUGUUUAGAAUGCAUCCCUUAAUCUUUAACAAGCUACGGGGCUCCAAGGUUUCUUGCGAAAAACAUCCACCCAAUGAAUGGAAGGUGUGUGCCAUAACUGGCCAUGUAAGUCGUUCCUGGGAUAACAAACAGGUUCUGGCAGGACUUGAUAUAACUUAUGAAAAUCUGAUUACUGGAUUGAAGGAAGAGGUACUGUGGGGAUAUGAAAAUGAGGAACUUUACACAAAAAAAACAAUUCAAGUUCCGGACGAUGACAUUAUCACUGGCGUGAUAAUCAAUAGUGGAUGGUUGAUCGAUAAAUUGGUGUUUACCACACUCCGAGGAAUGCAUCUGGAUGCUUUGGGUGGUUCUGACGGUGGAAAUGUAACAGUAAUUGAACCAUCCAACUUUUGGGGCAACAACGAAGACGGCAGCCCACUGGUUGCCUUCCAUGGUAUAAGUUACAUCAAUAUCAAAUCACGUGGACAAACUUUUAUAAACAGGGUCAAAUUUCGAUUCUCUUGUGUGGACAGAGAAGUUGUUCUCAGAUUAAAUGAGAACGAAAAGGAAUUUGCAAAUGAGUUUGUUAUUUAA